Rotaria sp. Silwood2 is the source of this 549-nucleotide messenger RNA. The record is from the annotation of a GenBank genome assembly. NCBI's taxonomy places the organism in Eukaryota, Metazoa, Rotifera, Eurotatoria, Philodinida, Philodinidae.
AUGGGAUUGCUUGAUAUAAUACGAAAUCUCCGUCCCGCACGGCAAAAUGAACUUCGUAUAUUACUUUUGGGUCUAGAUAAUGCCGGCAAAACAACAUUACUCAAAGUUCUCGCUUCCGAAGAUAUCUCACAUAUAACACCAACACAAGGUUUUAAUAUUAAAAGUGUGCAAUCAACUGGAUUUAAACUUAAUGUUUGGGAUAUCGGUGGCCAACGAAAAAUACGUCCAUAUUGGCGUAAUUAUUUUGAAAAUACGGAUGUUUUAAUUUAUGUUAUUGAUAGUUCUGAUCGAAAACGUUUUGAUGAAACAAAUCAAGAAUUAUCUGAAUUAUUAGAAGAAGAAAAAUUACAUGGUGUACCAUUACUUGUUUUUGCUAAUAAACAAGAUUUACUAAAUGCUGCUAAAGCAUCAGAUAUAACUGAUGGUUUGUCAUUACAUCAAAUUCGAGAUCGACCGUGGCAAAUCCAAGGUUGUUCAGCUUAUACAAAAGAAGGUGUUAAAGAAGGUCUUGAAUGGAUAUCAAAAACAGUUGCUAAAAAUAAAAAAUAG